Penicillium malachiteum is the source of this 1542-nucleotide messenger RNA. RefSeq names its product snoRNP complex protein NOP56 (gene sik1). Gene Ontology annotation, molecular function: snoRNA binding. Bases 1 to 1542 code for a protein of 513 amino acids. NCBI's taxonomy places the organism in Eukaryota, Fungi, Ascomycota, Eurotiomycetes, Eurotiales, Aspergillaceae. Gene Ontology annotation, cellular component: small-subunit processome; box C/D methylation guide snoRNP complex. The record is from RefSeq and is a predicted model, not a curated record. The transcript has 3 exons.
AUGGCCGAUUAUCUUCUUUUCGAGAGCCCUAUCGGCUACUCGCUCUUCAAGGUCGCCAUUAAGGGCGAUGUUGUCGGCAACAGCCUGAAGGAGGUCCAGGAGGGUGUCAAUGACCUUGCCAAGUUUGGAAAGAUGAUUGACCUUGCCAGUUUCCUUCCCUUCGAGAACAACAAGCAGGCUCUCGGUGAAAUUAACGAUAUUUCCGAGGGUGUCGCCUCCGAGACCUUGGUCUCUUUCCUGGAAUUGAACCUCCCCAAGCCGAGCAAGAAGAAGAAGGUUGUGUUGGGUCUUUUGGACAAGGCUCUUGCAGGAAGCAUCAAGUCCGCCUUCGACUUCGUCGACUGUGAGACCGGUGAUACCAGCGAGGUUGUUCAGGAUCUCCUCCGUGGUAUUCGUUUGCACUUCACCAAGUUGCUGAAGCAGCUCCGCGAGGGUGACAUUGACACCGCUCAGCUCGGUCUCGGUCACGCCUACUCUCGCGCCAAGGUCAAGUUCUCCGUCCAGCGCGAUGACAACCACAUUAUCCAGGCCAUUGCCAUUCUUGACCAGCUCGACAAGGCUGUUAACACUUUCGCCAUGCGUGUCCGUGAAUGGUACUCGUGGCACUUCCCCGAGCUGAUCAAGAUUGUCUCUGACAACCAGCGCUACGCUGAGGUUGCCCUUUUCGUCAAGGACAAGAAGAACCUUAACGACGAGCGCCUGCAUGACAUUGCUGCUCUUGUUGAGGAUGACAAGGAUGUCGCCCAGAACAUCAUUGAUGCCGCCAAGCACAGUAUGGGUCAGGAUAUCUCUGACGCCGACAUGGAGAACGUCACCGCUUUCGCUGAGCGUGUCGUCAGCCUUGCCAAGUACCGCAAGUCUCUGUACCAGUACUUAGUCUCCAAGAUGAGCGUUGUCGCCCCUAACCUUGCUGCUCUUAUCGGUGAGGUCGUUGGUGCUCGUCUGAUCUCCCACGCCGGUAGCUUGACCAACCUCUCCAAGUACCCCGCCUCCACUGUUCAGAUUCUCGGUGCCGAGAAGGCUCUUUUCCGUGCUCUGAAGACUAAGGGCAACACCCCCAAGUACGGUCUGCUGUACCACUCUUCUUUCAUUGGCCGUGCUGGUCCUAAGAACAAGGGUCGCAUCUCUCGUUUCCUUGCCAACAAGUGUUCCAUUGCUUCCCGUAUCGAUAACUUCUCUGAGGAGCCAUCGACCAAGUUCGGUGAGGCUCUGAAGCAGCAGGUUGAGGAGCGCCUGGAGUUCUACGCUACUGGUGCUGCCCCUACUAAGAACGAAGUUGCCAUGAAAAACGCCAUGGAUGCCGUUCUGGCCGGUAUGGAUGUGGAUGCCGACGUUGACGGUAGUGAUGACGAGAUGGAGGAUGCCUCCCCCAAGAAGGAGAAGAAGGAGAAGAAGGAGAAGAAAGAGAAGAAGGAGAAGAGCGAUAAGAGCGACAAGAAGAAGAAGAGAAAGUCUGAUGUUGCUGAGGCCGAGCCUGAGAAGAAGAAGAAGCGCAAGCACGACACCGAUGCGGAGCCUUCUAAGAAGAAGCAGAAGGCAUAA